GCCGAGAAGAAACGUUUCCUAAUAAAAUGCGUCUGCGUCAGUCUGACAGGAAGUGAUGCUGGCUCAGCCGUGAGACAGGUGUUUCCAGAUGUUGGCGUGCUGGUCGUUGGUCUGCUGACCUGGAGGCUGAUCGUAAGACUGAACGCCGACACACACACGCAGCCUCAGGAGGAGGGACAGGAGGAGGAGGGGCAGCUGCAGGAGGACCUGAUGUUUGAGGAGGACUCUGUGCUUGGAGAGGAGGAAGAGGAGGAGGAAGGAGGCAGAAAGAGGCUUCUGGUUGAACUGGAGUCACUGGUUUGUAAAACCAGACAGAUUGUAGGAAACAUGACGACCGCUGGAGGGAAAGUCCUGCUGACGGCUCUACUGGGACUCACAGGUAUCAUCUUCCCCUCUCUCUCCUCCCUGCCCUACCUCCUCUGUUUCCAGGUGUUGUGUACCUGGUGGGCGUGGUCAGGCCAGGUCCCACCUCUCCUCUUCAGGGGGGUGUGUGUGAUGUCACUCCUCUACUCCUCCUCCCACUUCUUGCUCCUCUACUGCUACCAGCUUCCCUCAAUGCAGGAGGCGUGGCCUCCCAACCGCACCUCCGCCAGGUAACACACAUUUACCCUCCAUACAGGUAACACCACAGGGACAGGAAAGGGGGGAGAGGAGGAAAGGAAAGAAGGAAGGGGAGAAGGAAAGGAGGAGAGAGUGAAGGA
Messenger RNA from Micropterus salmoides (largemouth bass), 701 nucleotides. RefSeq names its product piezo-type mechanosensitive ion channel component 2-like. The coding region runs from base 211 to 597 and encodes 128 amino acids. The record is from RefSeq and is a predicted model, not a curated record. Lineage: Eukaryota; Metazoa; Chordata; Actinopteri; Centrarchiformes; Centrarchidae. The transcript has 3 exons.